GGCGGGCCGCGCAGGCGCGUUGGGGCCUUCUGCCAUAGCGACGGUCCUGCUGGAUAUAACGCGGUGGCUGGGCCUGCUGGAGAAGGAGGAGGAGCGCGAUGAGGGAACCGAGGUGAAGAGACUGGUCCAGGGUCACACAGCCGACAAGUGGCGGAGCUGGGAUUAGAACCCCGGUCCUCUGACUCCCAAGGUCCCCGCCUUUUGCACUGGGCCACGAGAUACAAGACGAUCAGGAUCUGUGGUCCAGAAUGGCGGUGGCUUUCUGUCCUGGGGGUGCCUGGGGGUCAGCGCUAAACCACGUGAGCCGUGCGCUAAGCCAGCGCUAUUUCAGCACGAGCGGAAGCUGCGGCGCCAUCCAGAAGCUGACCCGCGUGCGCGUGGUGGAUAACAGCCCCAUGGGGAACACCCCUUACCACCGCCCUCCCCGCUGCAUCCACGUCUACAACAAGAACGGCGUGGGCAAAGUGGGCGACAGGAUCCUGCUGGCCAUCCGGGGGCAGAAGAAGAUGGCGCUGAUCGUCGGACACCGCAGGCCCGGAGCCCCCAUGACUCCCAGGUUUGACUCGAACAACGUGGUCCUCAUCGAAGACAACGGCAACCCCGUGGGGACGCGGAUCAAGACCCCCAUCCCCAGCAGCCUGCGCCGGCUGGAAGGGGAGUACUCCAAGGUGCUGGCCAUCGCCCAGACUUUUGUGUGAGGGGGCCGCCGGCGAUUUAGGGGUCGGGCCUGGAAUUCCAGACCUGGGCGGGGUGGGCUCCCCCAUCUGAAUAAAAUUAUUUUCAAAUGGUAA
Molecule: messenger RNA, 791 nt
Organism: Ornithorhynchus anatinus (platypus)
Lineage: Eukaryota; Metazoa; Chordata; Mammalia; Monotremata; Ornithorhynchidae
Gene: MRPL14
Product: mitochondrial ribosomal protein L14
Exons: 4
Coding region: 249-698 (149 amino acids)
Biological process (GO): translation
Cellular component (GO): ribosome; mitochondrion
Molecular function (GO): structural constituent of ribosome
Source: RefSeq, a predicted model, not a curated record